CCAGAAACGCCUAGGCACAUUUGAAAGAGAGAUAGAAAAGAGUUUUAUCAAAUAUGGCAAUUUUCUUUUCUCUUUCGUGUCUCAAUUCCUGACAAAACCAAAGUCAUUCUACACAAGAGACAAAUUCCUUUGCUUUUCUCGUUAACACAAUUUCUGUCUGAAUCUUUAUGUUGUUGUUGUUAUAAACACACCCUGUCUUUGUUCCUUAACUUUGUGGAACGCUCCCAUUGUUCUGUUCCGCAUCAGAAAUCACAAACAGGUUUGGGUCUCGCUUUUCUCUCCUUACUCAAUCAGUCAGUAUGAUCUAGAUUAUGAUCCUGUUUCGGCUUGAUAUCCAGUUCAUGUUCUUUGUCAUGCAGUUUCCUUUCCUAGUAUCUGAUGAGUAAAUGGUUCGAGGAUUGAAUCUUCUUUCAUACACUAUUCAAAAGAUAAAGUUUUCAGAAUCUAUGUGAAGAGGGUCUCAAAUAAAUAGCUAUAUAUUUUAGUCGCUGCUUGAAGUUGAAUUGGUCUAUCAAAAGAAGUUGAAUUGGGAAUUUCUAUUUCAGUUCUUCUCUGGAAUUUUGAAUGUAAGAUUGUGUAAGAAACACAUGAUAAAGUCCGUGAUGUGGUCAUCAAAAAUAGAGAGGAAAUGGCUAUUUCCUGUCAUCAUAUUCUCUAUUCUAUGCAUACUAUUUCUAGUCACAUCCUUAACCAUGAGUAUUGCCCAUUCAAUGCAAUCAAUCAACUCAAUCUUCUUCUUUCUUCCAUUUCACCCAAAUGCAAACCGAACCUCUAUGGCUUUUGCUGAGACUAAGGCCCCUCCUUCUCCUUCUCCUGAUCCAUCUGCAACUUAUGCACCUUCAAUUCCUCGCUUUGCCUAUUUCAUUUCUGGAUCGAAAGGCGACUUGGAGAAGCUUUGGAGAACUCUUUUUGCUCUUUAUCAUCCAAUAAACCAGUAUGUUGUUCAUCUGGACCUUGAAUCACCGGCAGAAGAAAGAGGACCAAGCAUGGUUGCCAAUACUCUUCAUGCUUGUGCUAUUCUACUCAAGAGAAGUAAAGACUGGGACUGGUUCAUCAACCUUAGUGCUUCUGAUUAUCCUCUUGUGACCCAGGAUGAUCUUAUAUCCACAUUUUCUGGUUUGGAUAGAAACCUGAACUUCAUUGAGUAUACAAGCAAGUUAGGAUGGAAAUUUGAAAAACGGGCAAUGCCUUUAAUUGUAGAUCCUGGGCUUUACAUGUCAACCAAGAGUGAUGUAUUUUGGGUUAAUCCUAAAAGAACUUUGCCAACAGCAUUUAAACUAUUCACUGGUUCAGCCUGGACAGUUUUAUCACGAGGACUAGUCGAAUAUGUUAUCUGGGCUUGGGACAAUCUUCCUAGGAUCCUUCUCAUGUAUUACACUAACUUUAUCUCCUCCCCAGAAGGCUACUUUCAGACCAUUGUCUGCAAUGUUCCAGACUAUGCAGAAAAAACUGUCAACCAUGACUUGCACUAUAUUUCUUGGGAUGUCCCUCCCAAACAGCAUCCUCACACCCUUUCUCUCAACGACACAGCAAAAAUAUUUGCGAGCAAUGCUGCAUUUGCAAGGAAGUUUAACCAAGAUGAUCCUGUCUUGGAUGUGAUUGACAAGAAGUUACUGCAUAGGAAGAAAGGAAGAUUCACCCCGGGUGGUUGGUGUUCUGACAAGACCAAAUGUUCAAAGGUCGGAGACCCUCGGGAAAUCAAACCUGGUCCGGGAUCUCAAAGGCUUGCUAGUCUUUUAGCUAAAUUGUCAAACGGAGGUAGAUUAUUAACUAACAGUCAAUGUGAAUAGAUUCUAUGGGGAAAUCUCAUGGUUGGAGCUGUAAAGAGAGAUCUGAACUUUUAGCCAUCGUUGCCUCUGUAUUCAGAGCCAAAAAUGGCAUUACUGUCAAUCUUUCUUUUUUCUUUUUAAUGUUAAAUAGAAGUUACACACAAUUUCUUGCAUUACAAGAAUGAGAUAAGUUUUUUUUUUGCCCUUUUUAAAAAGUACUUGCGACCAGAUUCUUCAUUUUUGGAGGAUUCAAUGUUGUGGAGCGGAGCUGUAGAAGAUCAUAAUCAGUUGAUUUCAUGUUUAGAUUGAAGAAUGUUAUAGCAAACAUUGGAAACUAUACAGCAAAAUUUUGUCUUUUCUUGUUGUAUCAUACACUUAAUGAAUUAUGAUGUUUUGUUGCUUUACUCUCA
Prosopis cineraria is the source of this 2179-nucleotide messenger RNA. Its product is annotated as beta-glucuronosyltransferase GlcAT14B-like. The coding region runs from base 588 to 1790 and encodes 400 amino acids. The transcript has 6 exons. Gene Ontology annotation, cellular component: membrane. The record is from RefSeq and is a predicted model, not a curated record. Lineage: Eukaryota; Viridiplantae; Streptophyta; Magnoliopsida; Fabales; Fabaceae. Gene Ontology annotation, molecular function: glucuronosyltransferase activity.